AUGGACAAGCCGUGCACGCUGAUGAUCCACUUCGAAAAGGGCUCCGCCGCCAUGGCGAACGCGAUCAAUUCGGAUCUGGAGGGCAGCGACGUUGCCGCCAAGACGGAGGCCAUGAAGCGCGCGGUCAUGCUCCUCCUCAAUGGCGAGACCCUGCCGAAGCUCUUCCUCACCGUCGUCCGCUACGUCCUCCCCUCGGAGGACCACACCGUCCAGAAGCUGAUGCUCCUCUACCUCGAGAUCAUUCACAAGCGCGACCCCGCCGGCCGCGUCCUCCCGGAGAUGAUCCUCGUCUGCCAGAAGCUCCGCCACAACCUGCGGCACCCCAACGAGUACAUCCGCGGCGUCACGUUGCGGUUCCUCUGCCGCCUCUCUGAGCCGGAGAUCCUGGAGCCGCUCGUGCCGUCCAUCCUCGAGAACCUCGAGCACCGCCACCACUUCGUCCGCCGCCACGCGCUGUCGGCGAUCUCCGCGAUCUACCGCCUCCCUCAUGGUGAUCAGCUCAUCCCCGACGCUCCGGAGCUCGUCGAGCGCGCACUCGCUUCCGAGCAGGACGCUUCCGCGCGGCGGAAUGCGUUCCUCAUGCUCUGCCUAUGUGCGCAAGAACGUGCUCUCGUGCACCUAUUCUCCAACGCUCAACGUGUUACCCAGUGGCCCGAUCUCCUGCAGAUGGCGGCGGUAGACCUCAUCCGCAAGGUCUGCAGUUGUCCAAACCGUGCUGACAAGGGCAGGUAUAUCAAGAUCAUCAGCUCACUCCUCUCUUCCCCCAGCACAGCUGUUGCGUACGAGUGUGCCGGUGCGCUUGUCUCGCUCUCCUCGGCCCCCAGUGAUGCGCGCGCUGCCGCAAACGCAUACAACAAGCUGCUCACGUCGCAGAGUGACAGCAAUGUCAGACUCAUUCUUCUGGACCGUCUGGAUGAGCUGCGCAGGUCACACCGACAUGUGAUGGUGGAUGUAGUGAUGGAUGUGCUGCGUGCACUUGCCAUCCCCAACUUAGACGUCAAGAGAAAGGUGCUGGAUUUGGUGCUUGGUCUGCUCACUCCUCGUAAUGUCAAGGAGGUAGUGCUUUACCUCAAGAAGGAGGCUGGCAAGACGAAAUCAGGGGAGUACCGCCGGAUGCUGUUGCAAGCUAUCCAUGAAUGUGCCGUGGAGGUCCCAAAGGUGGCUGGAUCGGUGGCGCACCUCCUCAUGGACUUCCUUGGUGGCACUAAUGCUGCUGCGGCCGUUGAUGUUGUGUUGUUUGUGCGCGAGAUCAUCGCGACGACCACUGAUCCCAAGCUGCGCGUGUUCAUGAUCCGGAGGCUGAGUGAUACCUUCUAUCGGAUCCGGGCGUCCCGUGUAUGUUCAAUCGCUCUCUCGAUCCUUGGGGAGUACUCCCUCUCGUUAGCAGAGGUCGAGAGGGCCAUUUCCACCAUCAGGCAGUGCCUUGGGGAUCCACCACUCUCCACUGUCUCGGAGGAAGGAGAGACAACUGAUCCCUCCAAGCCAGCCAAGCCGAUGGUGAACUCUGUCACCCUGUCUUCCAGGAGGCCUGUUGUUCCUGCAGAUGGCACACUGAGUACUGCUAAGGCGGCCAUUUCGACUCCAUCAGUUGCUCCUGUAUCAUUGGCAUCGACCCUGAAUCUCAGAUCACUCAUUCUAUCAGGCGAUUUCUGCUUGGCUGCAGUUGUUGCCUGUAUUCUUACCAAACUGGUACUGAGGCUGCAGGAGCUGCAACCGUCAAAGGCUGAAGCAAACAAGGCUUGUACUGGGGCCUUGCUGGUCAUGACGUCCAUUCUGCAGCUGCGGUCAUCCUCCUAA
Molecule: messenger RNA, 1797 nt
Organism: Lolium rigidum
Lineage: Eukaryota; Viridiplantae; Streptophyta; Magnoliopsida; Poales; Poaceae
Product: coatomer subunit beta-2-like
Exons: 1
Coding region: 1-1797 (598 amino acids)
Biological process (GO): intracellular protein transport; endoplasmic reticulum to Golgi vesicle-mediated transport; intra-Golgi vesicle-mediated transport
Cellular component (GO): COPI vesicle coat; cytoplasm
Source: RefSeq, a predicted model, not a curated record